AUGGAUGGCGAAGAGAUGGAUGUAGACGUCCCCGAUACUUUGUCGUCCUCUAUUAUAGCACCUCCUCUAUUCUCUGCACAAUUAUCGCCCGCCGUCCUAGAAAUUGACAAUUCGCACACACUUGAAAACGAAAACGGGGACGCAGACAUCGUUGCUGCGAGCAAGGGUCGGAAGCAGGCUGACAGAGUCCAACCCGACGAUCUUGUGCACAAAUCCCCCACGGAUGAGCCAGCUGCAGGUAAUAAUUGCCUCGAAGACGACGAUUUCGUUGAGGAAGAGGAACCGAAACUUACAUCGAAGAAGAAGGCACUAUCGAAACCCACCUCCGCUGCAACAUCGAAAUCGAAAUCUAAGGCAAAAGAAAAGCGGUUCUCUCGGAAAGUGGACAUGAGGACGACGAUAACGACAACGACCCUCCUCGUUCGAGGUCCCAUAACCAACCUAUGUAGCAUCAAGCAGCGGAUGCUCGACUCUUGCACUAUUGCUGGUGCUGGUGCUUGCAUAUCCGUUCGUGGUCCGUCGCUGUCACCGUUUGGAACCACGUCCGACACAAGCCGUCACGGUUUGAUAUUGAUUUUGCUAUGUCCAGACAUGAGCACUGUGGAUUUCUUCAAAUUCCUCCGACUUCAUAGAGGCACUGGAUCUCAGCCAAAGAAUCAUGGUCUUCAUAGCACAGUCUAUUAG
This is a messenger RNA of Suillus plorans, 684 nucleotides long. RefSeq lists its product as uncharacterized. The transcript has 2 exons. Bases 1 to 684 code for a protein of 227 amino acids. Lineage: Eukaryota; Fungi; Basidiomycota; Agaricomycetes; Boletales; Suillaceae. The record is from RefSeq and is a predicted model, not a curated record.